AUGAAUCUUUCGGUGCGUAUAGCUGAAUCCUCUAAGAUUUGUCCAAGAUGUGGUAUCGAGGAGGAGACGCAAUUACAUCCGCUGAAAGAUUGCGAGGGAGUUCGUUGUUUAUGGUUGUUGUCCCAGUUAAACAUGCGUGUUGCUUUGUUCCCAUACAGGACUGUCUGCGAUUGGCUUUCCCAGAUGUUCAAGCUGUUGAAGGACGAUGAUAUCAUGAUUUUUAUCUUGAGUUUAUGGACGUUGUGGACCGAAUGCAAUAACAUCGUGUUUAUGAAUAAAAGACUUCCCCCUGAGCUGUUAUUUCGAAAUGUUGUUUCCUCUUUAAGCAACCCGCCUUCUGCUGACCGAGUAUCAAAGAGUCUUAGACCUGGUCCAAGUCCGUGUUGGCUUCCUCUGCCAAAGAAUAUGGUUAAGGUAAACACUGACGCUGUUAUUUCAAUCGAUGGAGAUGUUAUUCGGUGGGGAGUUUCAGUUCUUUGUGGUAUAACAGAAGCUGAAGUUGCCGAAGCCAAGGCUGUCUUGUUUGGUUUACAGCUUGCUGAUGCAUUCCCUAGCGAGGUUCUGCUCGUGGAAUCUGAUGCUGCUAAUGUCAUAAGUAGACUCUCGAACCCCGAUAGUGCUAUGGACCCUAUUCAGAUUAUUAUUAAUGAUUUUAUGGCUGAAAGUGCUCUUCGCAAGGUUCAGUUUCAGCAUAUAAGAAGAAAUUGCAAUAAAGUGGCUCAUUCUCUAGCGAAAUGGGAUAUUUUUAUCAAUAAUGAUUGUAAUAUUGACGGUGAACUUCUAUUCCCAGUCAAUGAACUUACUAUUGUUCCUUACAUGGAAAAACGAAUUAGCUCAAGAGUUGCAUCCCACGACAUGAUUUUACCUAACGAAUCCUACGCAGGCAACAUUGUUUCUGAGAGCUAUGAGAUUUAA
This is a messenger RNA of Mercurialis annua (annual mercury), 915 nucleotides long. RefSeq lists its product as uncharacterized. The transcript has 3 exons. Gene Ontology annotation, molecular function: RNA-DNA hybrid ribonuclease activity; nucleic acid binding. The record is from RefSeq and is a predicted model, not a curated record. Bases 1 to 915 code for a protein of 304 amino acids. Lineage: Eukaryota; Viridiplantae; Streptophyta; Magnoliopsida; Malpighiales; Euphorbiaceae.